Hordeum vulgare subsp. vulgare (domesticated barley) is the source of this 1276-nucleotide messenger RNA. Its product is annotated as dof zinc finger protein 4-like. Gene Ontology annotation, biological process: regulation of DNA-templated transcription. The coding region runs from base 116 to 970 and encodes 284 amino acids. The transcript has a single exon. NCBI's taxonomy places the organism in Eukaryota, Viridiplantae, Streptophyta, Magnoliopsida, Poales, Poaceae. The record is from RefSeq and is a predicted model, not a curated record. Gene Ontology annotation, molecular function: DNA binding; DNA-binding transcription factor activity.
CGAGCAGAGCAGAUAGAUAGCAAGCUUCGAAAGGUAGCUCCCUCCCCGCGGGAGGCUCGGCCACCAUUUAUCCCCUCCUAGAAGCAUCCUGAGGCACGUGCGAGCAGUGCACGGCAUGCAGGAGUUCCAGCCCAUCCCCGGCCUGACCGGGCGGCUGUUCGGCGGCGCGGCGGAUCGUCCGGCGGGCCUCCUCCGCCGCGGCGGGGAGGCGGCGGCGCAGGAAGAGGUGCGGUGCCCGCGGUGCGACUCGGCCAACACCAAGUUCUGCUACUACAACAACUACAACCUCUCGCAGCCGCGCCACUUCUGCAAGGGCUGCCGCCGGUACUGGACCAAGGGCGGCCUCCUCCGCAACGUCCCCGUCGGGGGCGGCUGCCGCAAGCCCAAGCGAAAAGCCGCCGCCUCCUCCUCGGACGUCGACAAGGACGGCGCCGGGGCCAGCGGAGACGCCAAGAACGCGCACUCCGGCUGCAGUGCUGGCAGCUCAAGCACCACCUCCGCUGCCUCGUCCGCUUCCACGAACACCGUCGACGUUGGUGCAGGUGCCGCGGCCUACUCGAACGGCAGGAGCACGCCGGCCACGGGCCUUUGCCCAAUCACCUUCACGGCAGACGCGCCGCCUCUGCAGCCGCCGGCGCCGAUGUUCGCCGACCAGGCGGCCACGUUCGCGUCGCUCUUCGGGACGCCGCGUCCGGCCUUCACCUUCUCGGCGCAGCGAAAGGCCGAGGACGACGUCGCCCCUGCGGUCACACUCACAGAGCAGCCGUCGUCGGCGUCCUCCACUGCAGACAUGGCGCCGUUCUCCGCACGGUCAACUGGCGCGGCGACGGCAUCACAGUCAGACUGGCCACCGGCUACGAUAAUCGAUGCCGGGAUAUUCGACCUCGCCGGCGCCGUUGGGAGCGACACGACGUCGUACUGGAACACGGCGAGCUGGACGGACCCGGAUGGGAACGUGUACCUGCCCUAGCGCGACGUGCGGCGAGGAUCGUGCGCGCGGCCGCCCGCUCAGCUCCGUCGUCGCUUGCUCGAGCUUCGGUCCAACCGUCCAAGGCUUGUCUAAUCAUAACCACCGCUCUCUUAAUCUAUACUCAGUGUGCCGGCAGCUUGGCUGCUUCUGUGAUUCUUUCGACGUGGAAGUUUUGCACACAUGUGCGUAGCAAAUUAAGGCUGAAUUUCGGUUUUAUUAUUACUACGGGUUUGUUUCCAUUUGUUGAAACUAGUGAGCUACAAUAAAUCAGUGUAAAUAUCAUGAUCAGUACUCCUAAUUAUAACU